AUGGGUGAGGAAUGUCCUUCGUUACCGUCCGAUGUUAGUGAUCGCUGGAUGCGGCGGUGUGGCGUGCGGGAAAUAGUCGAUCAUCUCAUCAUGGACCUCGUCACUGCGCACCCGGAGGAUGUCAUGGGGUUUAUUCAUGAGUGGAGCGCGCCCCGGCGGACAGGUGGGCCCAUGCACACCGGCACCUCUUGCCCUGACGGUGCGCAGCGAGAAGAAGCGGUAUCGAGUGAGCGGAGGCAGAGCCAUUUUUCUGAAGAGCUGGCAAGUUUUGAAGAAGACAAGGGCUGCGUCGAGGAUGAGAAUAAGGACGCCGGUGCGAGGUUAGUCCGUGCAACAGAACCGACGGUGCAGGAGCUAAGUUCGAUUUACCCCGAUGCAAGAGGGUCUCCUUUUACCCCUCUGCUGAGUGAGGAGGAGUUAGAAGCCUACUUUCGCCACAGCUGUCCUGUUUCUUUGGGCAAAAGCAGCUUGGGCAUAUGUCUUGGUCGUGGCAACUAUGGUUUUGUGAUUCCCGCCAUAGUUAAAUCUGAGGCGAAGGAGGGGGCGGAUCAAAAAGAUGAAAACGAAUAUCAGAGCGAUACAAACGCCCUCACUGGUGUAGGAAAUGGUCGCCUGGUCGCUAUAAAGGUUAGUCGUAUACAGGCGGUUUGGUCACUGGACGAGGCUGAAUCCCUGCGCCGCGUGACGGUAUGUCGACAGUCCUUGGAAGACGAGGUGCAAAUGCUGCAAAAGGAACUAGAUGCGCUUCGUGACGCCGAGGCAAAUGAUGCCCUGCAGUCCCAACAGGAAGAGCAGCAGGCGGCACACCCAGGAUGCAAUGUUUCAAUGAGCCUUCUUGAGUCCCGCCUGCAUGCUCAAAGUUUCUUGUUGCAAGGGGCUCGACUUGUGACCAGUCUUGUUGGGGAUAUCAUGUACGAUGUUAGGAGGGAUGCUUUUUGGUUUCCGCUCGAAUUCUAUCCCUCUUCACUGAGGGAAUGUAUCCAGGCUCGUAGCAAACUGUGCACCGGCUCCCCCCCGUCCGGCUCUUCGUUCCCCGACAUUUCCUUAAACGACUUGGGUGAGACGGUCAUGGCGUUGCUUUUUUCCGUGCAGGAAAUUCAGCACGUGGCACGAAGCCUCUGCUGUGCGUUACAGUUUCUUAAUGUCUCCUGUUCUCUUUGUCAUCUGGACGUAAAGGUCGAUAACAUCCUUCUUUCCACCCCGUGGGUCCCCGGUGAGCCGGAGUUGGGCAAGGCCAAUUCACCGCCUGCGGGGGAGUUAUCUGGCGCCCAAAGCAAUACCGCAGUGCCAACGCUGCCCCAAGUUGUGUUAGGCGACCUUGGACUUGCACAGCCCCUUGAUGCCCCCAUCAUGC
Molecule: messenger RNA, 1354 nt
Organism: Trypanosoma cruzi
Lineage: Eukaryota; Euglenozoa; Kinetoplastea; Trypanosomatida; Trypanosomatidae
Exons: 1
Biological process (GO): protein phosphorylation
Molecular function (GO): ATP binding; protein kinase activity
Source: RefSeq, a predicted model, not a curated record